AAAAUUGUUGCGUCAAAUUUAAGUUCACACUUUAACAAAUCGCCGCCUCCCAAGUCGGAGGAGGGUGGUUCCCUUCUCCUUCAACUAUCUCCUCCUCCUGAUUCUGAUCGACUUUUCUUAUUUCUCCAAUUCAACCCUAAGGUAUAUAUAUAUUUACCCAUCACAUGUUUUUGCUAUAAAUUCAAAACCCCAAACUUGCUCAACUAGGGUAGUGUCAUCUAUCUAUCACUAUUAGGGUUCAUAUUCGUGUUCAUCAGUGUUGCAAUUCUUCAAUUAUUUAUUUGUGCUCAUCAACUAUCAUUAUAAAUUAUUUAUCCUUUUUGUAAAAGUUAUGAUGAAAGAAAAUACCAAUGGAAAAUGCGGCUCUUCUUCUCGUAAAUCCAUGAAAGAGAAGGAGAAAUAUCUCGUGGAUAAGAUUCAAGGAAUUUUCACCAAUCUUCAGUCUGCGAGACAGGAAAGCAGGGCUAAUGACAUUGUGAUAUUUGAGGAGCAGAUGCAUCAGUUGCUUCGAGAGUGGAAGGCGGAAUUGGAGUCUCCAGCCACUUCCUUAGCUGAUGGGAGCCUUGGUUCCUUUACCGGGGAUCUAGCCCAACUGUUGCAAGCGAUUGAGGAGAAAGAUGAUGCAACAAGUCCAUUAACAAACCCUGGGCCAUUGAAGACUGAUCUCCAUCAAAAUAACAUUAGUGAUAACAAUUAUCCGUAUUUUCAAGAGAAAUGUUUUGAUAAUAACCAGCCACUAAAUCAUACUUUCGAUGGCUCUGCUUCAACUAUAUUCAACAAUGCUUUAAAUAGCUCAGACAUGACUCAGUUGGAUUUUCAUCCAUUCGGUUUAAAUGAAGAUAUGAGUCACAACACUGUAGGUCACAACUCUGAUUUGAUUGGUCAGUUUGAUUUGUAUCAGGACCACAACCUCGGGCACAACACAGACAUAAAAAACUCAGAGUCAGGUCAAUUUAGUUUUGAAGAAGGCUUUGAUUGUAGCCAAUUUUUCGUGGAUAGUGACACCACACAAUUUGGAGACAAUCUUACACCUAACAUUCUUCCAAAUAUCCGCCCUCCACCUUCAGCUUUUCUAGCCCCAAAAUGUGCACUGUGGGACUGUUUCAGACCUGCUCAAGGGUUAGAACGGUGCCUGGACUACUGUAGUACUAAUCAUGAGCUUUUAGCAAAUAGUGAGGGUCUCCCUGGCAUGACUCCCAUUUUGCGACCUGGUGGCAUUGAUAUAAAAGACGGUCCUCUGUUUGCUGCUGUUCUUGCAAAGACACUGGGAAAAGAAGUGGGCAUACCUAAGUGUGAAGGCGCUGCUUCAACCAAAGCCCCCUGGAAUGCUUCAGAGUUCUUUGACCUUUCUUUUCUUGAGGGUGAAACUAUUAGGGAGUGGCUGUUCUUUGACAAGCCUAGAAGGGCGUUCGACAGUGGAACUAGGAAACAGAGAUCACUCCCUGAUUACAGUGGGCGCGGUUGGCAUGAAUCAAGGAAGCAAGUGAUGAAGGAACAUGGGGGACACAAGAGAUCCUAUUACAUGGAUCCCCAGCCUCUUAGUUAUCUUGAGUGGCAUUUGUACGAGUACGAGAUCAAUAACCAGGAUGGUUGUGCAUUAUACAGACUAGAGUUAAAGCUUGUAGAUAAAAAGAAAAGUCCUAAAGGAAAAGUGACUAAGGAAUCUCUAAAUGACUUACAAAACAAGAUGGGAAAGCUAACAGCUGCCGUUCCAUCGCCAGACAGCGGAAAAUCUGUCAAGGGGAAAUCUGAGGCCAAGUCUGAGAAUAUUGGCCUGCCUGAAAAUUAAAAUUUCCGGAUCGGGAUGAUUUUGUUUUUGCAAAAUGACUGACCAACUUGUACAUAUUUGAGGGUGGGCUUCAUCUUGUGGUGGCAGGUGUUCAUAUUAUUGUAUGCCGAUUCAAAGCUAGAAUUUGUAGUUUUUGAUUUUUACAGUUAAAUUUAUUACUCAAUUAACUUUGAUGUGAACUUAGCCGAACAUAAGUCAUUUAUUUUAAAUUUAUGUUUGACCAAAA
Messenger RNA from Vicia villosa (hairy vetch), 2015 nucleotides. RefSeq names its product transcription factor VOZ1-like. Lineage: Eukaryota; Viridiplantae; Streptophyta; Magnoliopsida; Fabales; Fabaceae. Bases 332 to 1789 code for a protein of 485 amino acids. Gene Ontology annotation, biological process: positive regulation of long-day photoperiodism, flowering; regulation of DNA-templated transcription. The record is from RefSeq and is a predicted model, not a curated record. The transcript is spliced from 4 exons.